Messenger RNA from Pteropus alecto (black flying fox), 2976 nucleotides. RefSeq names its product acyl-CoA synthetase short chain family member 2 (gene ACSS2). Gene Ontology annotation, molecular function: AMP binding; acetyl-CoA synthetase activity. Gene Ontology annotation, cellular component: cytoplasm. The transcript has 18 exons. NCBI's taxonomy places the organism in Eukaryota, Metazoa, Chordata, Mammalia, Chiroptera, Pteropodidae. The record is from RefSeq and is a predicted model, not a curated record. The coding region runs from base 98 to 2251 and encodes 717 amino acids.
CCUCUCCCCGAGGCCCCGCCCACUGGGCGCCCUGUUUUUCGCCCCCGAGCACCCGGGACGACAGCAAAGGCGGCAGCAGUGCUCGGAAUUUGACGCGAUGGGGCUUCCCGAGGAGCGAGGCCGGAGCGGCAGCGGCAGCGGGAGCCAGGUGGAGGCUGGAGCCUGGAGCCGUGCACGGAGUUGGUCUCCGCCGCCCGAGGUCAGCCGUUCCGCGCAUGUCGCCUCGCUACAGCGCUACCGUCAGCUGCAUCGGCGCUCGGUGGAGGAGCCGCGAGAGUUUUGGGGAGACAUUGCCAAGGAAUUUUACUGGAAGACCCCAUGUCCUGGCCCUUUCCUCAAGUACAACUUUGAUGUGACUAAAGGGAAAAUAUUCAUUGAGUGGAUGAAAGGAGCAACUACCAACAUCUGCUACAACGUACUGGAUCGAAUUGUCCAUGAGAAAAAGCUUGGCGAUAAAAUUGCUUUUUACUGGGAGGGCAAUGAGCCAGAAGAGACCACCCAGAUCACAUACGGUGAACUUCUGGUUCAAGUGUGUCAGUUCAGCAAUGUUCUCCGAAAACAGGGCAUUCGGAAGGGCGAUCGAGUGGCCAUCUACAUGCCCAUGAUACCAAAGCUUGUGGUAGCCAUGCUGGCAUGUGCCCGCCUUGGGGCUCUGCACUCCAUUGUGUUUGCAGGCUUCUCUGCAGAAUCUCUAUGUGAACGGAUCCUGGAUUCCAGCUGCAGCCUUCUCAUCACUACAGAUGCCUUCUACAGGGGGGAAAAGCUUGUGAACCUGAAGGAGCUGGCUGAUGAGGCCCUGGAGAAGUGUCGGGAGAAGGGUUUCUCAGUGAGAUGCUGCAUUGUGGUCAAGCACCUGAGGCGGUCAGAGCUGGGCACAGGUGACUGUUCCAGCCAGUGCCCCCCAGUUAAGAGGCCAUGCCCAGAUGUGCAGAUCUCCUGGAACGAAGGGAUUGAUUUGUGGUGGCAUGAACUCAUGCAGGGGGCAGGGGAUGAGUGUGAGCCUGAGUGGUGUGAUGCUGAGGACCCGCUCUUCAUCCUGUAUACCAGUGGCUCCACAGGCAAACCCAAGGGUGUAGUACACACAGUUGGAGGCUACAUGCUCUACGUGGCCACAACCUUCAAGUACGUGUUUGACUUCCACGCAGAGGACGUGUUUUGGUGCACAGCAGACAUUGGCUGGAUCACUGGCCAUUCCUAUGUCACCUAUGGGCCACUGGCCAAUGGUGCCACCAGUGUUUUGUUUGAGGGGAUCCCCACAUACCCGGAUGUGAGCCGCCUGUGGAGCAUUGUGGACAAGUACAAGGUGACUAAGUUCUACACAGCACCCACAGCUAUCCGUCUGCUCAUGAAGUUUGGAGAUGAGCCUGUCACCAAGCAUAGCCGGGCAUCCUUACAGGUGCUAGGCACAGUGGGUGAACCCAUCAACCCUGAGGCCUGGCUGUGGUAUCACCGAGUAGUAGGUGCCCAGCGCUGCCCCAUCGUGGACACCUUCUGGCAGACAGAGACAGGUGGCCAUAUGCUAACCCCGCUCCCUGGUGCCAUACCUAUGAAGCCUGGUUCUGCUACCUUCCCAUUCUUUGGUGUAGCUCCUGCAAUCCUGAAUGAGUCUGGGGAAGAGUUGGAAGGUGAAGCUGAAGGUUACCUGGUGUUCAAGCAGCCCUGGCCAGGGAUCAUGCGCACGGUCUAUGGGAAUCAUGAACGCUUUGAGACCACCUACUUUAAGAAGUUCCCUGGAUACUACGUGACAGGAGAUGGCUGUCGGCGGGACCAGGAUGGUUAUUACUGGAUCACUGGAAGGAUUGAUGACAUGCUGAAUGUAUCUGGACACCUGCUGAGCACGGCAGAGGUGGAGUCAGCACUAGUGGAACAUCAGGCUGUUGCAGAAGCAGCUGUGGUCAGCCACCCUCAUCCUGUGAAGGGCGAAUGCCUCUACUGCUUCGUCACCCUGUGUGAAGGCUACACUUUCAGCCCCACUCUCACCGAGGAGCUCAAGAAGCAGAGUGAGGAGCCUUUCUGGACAGGGACUGCAGGGCCCUGUUACACAGCAGUUAGAGAAAAGAUCGGCCCCAUUGCCACACCGGAUUACAUCCAGAAUGCACCUGGUUUACCUAAAACCCGCUCAGGGAAAAUCAUGAGGCGAGUGCUUCGCAAGAUCGCUCAGAAUGACCAUGACCUGGGGGACACAUCUACUGUGGCUGACCCAUCUGUCAUCAGCCAGCUCUUCAGCCACCGCUGCCUGACCACCCAGUGAACAAGACUGCCUUUUACCCCGGAAUCUCCUUACUUGGCUCUCUAAGGUUUUGCCCAUCUUCCCUGCCCCCAUCCAGGAGUGCUGAGGGCCAAGGUGGAUCCAUACUCUCCUUCACCUAGCUAUCUGGGACCGAGGAUCAGCUUUGCCCCUGGGUGGAAGCAACUUCGUGACUGCCAGGCAGAUGGGACAAGGCCCAGGUUAUCCUCAGGUUGCUCUGCCUGCAAAGAGCCCUUGGAGCUCUGAACAGAGACAUGUCUCCAAAUCAAGUUAAGUGUUCAGAGAGCAAGUAAGGGCCUAGACUGAAGCAGAGAGGCAGCUCUGUAAUCCUAUGUCAAUUCUCUCAGGAAGCACCAGUCCUUAUCUUGGGUAAGCACUUGCCCUUAGAAAUGCCUGCUUGUGAGUCCUGAACAAUUAUUAUUUUUAUAAACACUCUGCUGCUUCUCUUCCGGGUCUUUUGUGCCAGAUGGCAGUGCUUGUCUGCCCAUUUGCUCCAGGGGCUGUACAGGCAGGCUCAGUUUUCAGGCGGUUUUCAGAUUAUUUGCUUCUUUGCAGGAGUAAAUGUGUUUUGUUCCUAAGCCAGAAGAACUUGUCUUCCUUGUCCUCUGUUCCCACCCUCUUCUAAACAGUCCUGUCCAUGAGAGACACUCUCAAAUGAAACUGUCUUUUCUCGCCCUGGUCGUGCUCAAGUCCUAUGGUUGUAAAAAUAAAGUCUGUGACCUCAAGAA